This is a messenger RNA of Psylliodes chrysocephalus, 648 nucleotides long. Lineage: Eukaryota; Metazoa; Arthropoda; Insecta; Coleoptera; Chrysomelidae. The record is from the annotation of a GenBank genome assembly.
AUGCCCCUUACUAAGACACUCACAGAUGAAUCUGAGACCGAAUACGAAGAUGAUAUUGACCGUAUUACCAAACGUAGAAGGGUAGCUGCAACCAGGGGCUCAAAGGAUAAUAAAAAUUCAUGGAAAAAUGUGAUACAGCCUGAAGAAACCAUAGAAAGCAUUCUCGCUGGGAAUAAAAACAAAAACCCACCCAUGACGACUAACAACCCCAAAAAUAAAACAUCUACGCCACCAAUAGUCAUUGACGGAAAAACAGCAAAUCAAUCGUCGCUCCUAAAUGACAUUAAGGAAAUUGUGAAGGGAAAAUUUAGCAUCAAACAUACCAAUAACUCGACAAUACUAUUUGUGGAUGAUAGAGAGGACCACAUGAAAAUGGUGGAAAAUAUUAAGGCUGACAAGCUUCCCUUCCACACUUAUGCCACCAAAGACGACAAAACGGACGAGUUUGUUCUCCGCGGUCUGGCAGACGGUACAAAAAUUGCCGAUAUUGAAGAAGACCUGCAAGAAGAAUACAAAAUAAAAAUUAAGGAAAUCUACCGCAUGAAUACUAAAAACCAACCCUUAUUCUUAGUUGUCACAGACCCUUCUAUGACACUGGAUUAUUUAAACAAGAAUAUUCAAAGAGUCCUCUAUACCAGAGUUACCUAG